This is a messenger RNA of Paramacrobiotus metropolitanus, 1060 nucleotides long. RefSeq names its product S-adenosylmethionine mitochondrial carrier protein-like. Gene Ontology annotation, molecular function: S-adenosyl-L-methionine transmembrane transporter activity. Gene Ontology annotation, biological process: transmembrane transport. Lineage: Eukaryota; Metazoa; Tardigrada; Eutardigrada; Parachela; Macrobiotidae. The record is from RefSeq and is a predicted model, not a curated record. The transcript has 8 exons. The coding region runs from base 213 to 1022 and encodes 269 amino acids. Gene Ontology annotation, cellular component: mitochondrial inner membrane.
ACAUCAGUCGAGAUUUUAGAUUUGAAAGCCGGAUACCACUGCCGGAGUGAUGUUUGCAUGAAAUUUGAGAAAAAAUCAUUUUUAAUUUCAGAACGAUGAACGGUUUCGUUGACUUUGUUAAUUAAUCACUUUUGGAUUCCACAAAUGGAUGGUUAAACUGGAAUGUAUUAUGUAUAAAGUGAACACUGGAUUUCAACACAGAUUUCUUCGUUAUGUCGAGCUAUCUAGUAUCAUCACUCGUGGCUGGCGCAGCCGCUGGAACGGCUGUGGACCUGUCGCUCUUUCCACUGGACACCGUUAAAACGCGAUUACAGAGUGCACAGGGAUUUUGGUAUGCUGGAGGUUUUCGCCGGAUUUAUGCCGGAAUAACUCCUGUUAUAGUGGGAUCGGCACCAACUGCUGCAUUGUUUUUUUGCUCCUAUGAAGCUACGAAACGGGGAGCAAGUAAGAUAUUUGGCCCUUCACAGAAAUCCGAACCCUUAGGUCAUAUGCUGGCAGCUAUGGUCGGGGAAGUGAUGGCCUGCCUCAUACGUGUACCAGUUGAAGUUACGAAACAAAGGACCCAGGCUUCUCAGUUAUCUAGUUUUGAAGUAUUGCGAGGCACGAUGCGCACGGAGGGAUUUCGUGGCUUAUACAGAGGAUAUAGAAGCACGGUUCUUCGAGAAAUUCCUUUUUCCGUCAUUCAAUUUCCCCUCUGGGAAUUUUUAAAAGGAUACGUUCAGUCGAGGCAAGAACAGGAUAUAUUUGCCUGGCAGUCAGCCGUGUGCGGCAGCGUAGCCGGUGCAGUGGCAGCGGCAGCAACCACUCCUUUAGAUGUCGCCAAAACCAGAAUAAUGUUAGCCGAGCGCCAGUCUGUCCAAGCCAGAGGAGAUGUUGCUUUAGUUCUUCGAGAUAUUUGGAGUCGCGAAGGGUGGAAAGGGUUGUUUUCUGGUGUAGUGCCUCGGGUGACGUGGAUUUCCGUUGGCGGUUUUAUUUUUUUAGGCGUUUACGAAAAGUUAAAGCCAUGUCCAGUCAUUACUUAGAUGCCUUAGUUUGAAAUUGACUUGAGACCAAUUAUCUG